Messenger RNA from Xiphophorus hellerii (green swordtail), 1545 nucleotides. RefSeq names its product collagenase 3-like. Gene Ontology annotation, biological process: collagen catabolic process; proteolysis; extracellular matrix organization. The record is from RefSeq and is a predicted model, not a curated record. Gene Ontology annotation, cellular component: extracellular matrix. Bases 41 to 1459 code for a protein of 472 amino acids. The transcript has 10 exons. Gene Ontology annotation, molecular function: zinc ion binding; metalloendopeptidase activity. Lineage: Eukaryota; Metazoa; Chordata; Actinopteri; Cyprinodontiformes; Poeciliidae.
CCUCCAGAUGGGAGACACAAGUUGAGUUCAACAAGGAAACAUGAAGACGCUCACGCUGAGUUUUCUCCUGAGCCUUUCGGCUGCAGUGUUCUGCAUGCCGGUGUCGCAGCCCACACAGCAGGAUGAGAAGUUUGCAGAGAACUAUCUGAAGAGAUUUUUCAACCUGACAGAGGAAAGAGGUCCAACAUUCAGAAGUGGCAUCAGCUCAGUGUCUAAGAAGCUGAUGGAGAUGCAAAAAUUCUUUGGCCUUCAGAUCACAGGGAACCUGGAUGCUGACACCUUGGCCAUGAUGAAGAAGCCACGCUGUGGCGUCCCAGACGUAGAAGUUUCUCGGUUCUCCACUUUUGGGAACAAUCUGAAAUGGAACAAGAAUGACCUCACAUACAGGAUAGAGAACUACACACCAGACAUGUCUGCAGCAGAGGUAGAUGAAUCCAUUGAGAAAGCUCUUCAGGUUUGGGCCAAAGUUACUCCCCUCAGAUUCACAAGGAUUUACAGAGGCAUAGCAGACAUCAUGAUCUCCUUUGGUCGUGGUGAACAUGGUGAUUUUUACCCCUUCGACGCCCCUGGCGGUACUCUUGCCCAUGCUUUUGCUCCUUCUUCUGGUAUCGGAGGAGACGCCCAUUUUGAUGAAGAUGAGACCUUCACCUUCCGCUCUAAGAAAGGCUACGUCCUCUUCCUGGUUGCAGCCCAUGAGUUCGGACACUCUCUGGGUUUGUCCCACUCUAACGACCCUGGUGCUCUCAUGGCCCCUGUGUACUCGUACCGAAACCCAGACACAUUUAUUCUGCCACAAGAUGAUGUCAGAGGCAUCCAGUCGCUUUAUGGCAAAAAUGAGGAUCCAAUUCCUCCUGGACCAACUGCUCCCCCCACUCCUGAUGCCUGUGAUUCCUCCCUGGUCUUGGAUGCUGUUGCCACACUACGAGGAGAGAUGCUGUUCUUCAAGAACGGAUUCUUCUGGCGUAUCCACCCCCAGAGUAACAUCCCUGAGCAAACUCUCAUAGCAAACUUCUGGCCCGACGCCCCUGACAGUGUUGAUGCUGCUUACGAGAGUCAGCAGUCAGACAGAGUCUUUCUCUUUAAAGGUCGUCAAGUUUGGGCGUUCAGUGGCUAUGAUCUGGUACGCGAUUAUCCCAAAUCGAUUUCCAGCUUCGGUUUGCCAAAGGACAUCAAGAAAGUCGAUGCGGCCCUCAAUGACCCAAAGACUGGAAAGACUCUGUUCUUCGUUGACAGCAAUUACUACAUCUAUGAUGAGACUACAAAGGCGAUGGACUCAGGAUUCCCAAAGCGAGUUGAUAAAACCUUCUCUGGAAUGACCAGGAAGGUGACAGCAGCUUUACAGAACAGAGGUUACACCUACCUCUACAGUGGUCCCUACAUGUACGAGUUCAGUUCAAGGACGGGGCAGAUGCUGCGUCUGCUGAGAAACAGCUACUUCCUGCCCUGCAACAACUACUAGAUCAGCUUUUGAAGAAAACCAAGGAAGGUUCAAUUAAUGCCAAAAUUGCAUCCAUAAUUGAUAAUAAUAAAACUUUUUCAUGUUGU